AUGGAUGAUGUUAGGCAAACUCUCUACCAAAACCACCCUCUUCACCAUCCCUUAAUUUCUCCAGAAGAUCUCUACUCUUACACCCUUCCCUCACACUCCGAUACCCUCUUCACUCGCCUAAAUAGCCUACAGGAGGAAGACCUACUCCUGGACUGCAUUUUCCCCCUCCAAGGCAAAUCUUUCCAAGCUCACAGACUUGUUCUGGCAGCUGCCAGUCAACACCCUGAUGUAUUUUUUGGCUCUAAACUCAAAUGUGGGCUUGGAGUGGAGGAUAUAGCACAUUGUUUGACCCCAGUUGGGUUAAGUGCUGUUCUGGACUUUGCGUACUGUGGAAAUGUAGCCGUAGACUUCAGUAAGAAAGGGGUAAUGGAGGAGGUGCUGAAUGCUUGCAGGUUUCUAGAGAUGGAGAGGCUGAGUCAAAGGUGCACGUCAAAAGUCACAACCUCUGCGGCCACAGAGAGAGAGAAGAGCUUGACUAACAUUAAGAUCAUGUGGGAGAGAGGUGUUGGUUGUGACUUCACAAUACAAGCAGAGAGUGGAGAGAGAUACUCAGCACACCGUGUGGUGUUAGCAGCAGGUGGGGACUAUUUUCGGGCACUGCUCUGUGGAGGGUUACGGGAGUCCAGUGAGGACAUUGUAUGCCUGCGAGGCGUGGCAUCCUGGGUCAUUGAAUCCAUGCUCGGCUUCAUCUACACGGGUCAGCUCAGAAUGGGCUGGAGCCAGAUUUGGGAGCUGACAGAUGCACUGUGUCAGUUCCAGCUGCAGGGGGCGCUCUCACUGUGCAUUGACUUCCUACGGGACAGAAUGGAUGAAAGCACCUGUCUGGAUGUGCUGGUCCUAGCUGAGACCUAUGCGCUGGUCCAGCUGGGGCAGGCUGCAGAGGAGUACAUCCUAGCCCACUUCCAGUGCAUCUCUGCUGGGGAGAAGUUCAAGGAUGUCCCCUGUUCCUUCCUGGAGAAGAUGCUUGAGAAGGACUCAUUGUAUGUAGAGAGUGAGAUAGUGGUGUUCAGGGCAGUAGUUGACUGGGUGGAGGAUAGCCCUAAAGAGAGACUACCAGUUCUGCCAGGCCUGCUCCACCGUAUUCGUCUCCCCCUCCUCAGCUACUCUGAGCUCCAGGAGGCCCUAAGCUGCGGCCUCCUCUACAGGAGCCCAGGGGCCAGAGGAUCACUGGAGGCUCUCCAAAGCCUCCUGGAGGAGGAUUACACAGGGCCUGAGUGCCGACCUCGCAACCCAAACCAGGUUCUGGUUCUGGUUGGUGGGGACACUGUUGAUGAUGAAUGCAUGAAGAUGGUUCCCAGCCAGACCUUGUGGUUCGCUCAGCAGUUCCACCGUGGACAUGGUCUGAUCAGAAGCAUAGAGUGGAGGCCAUUCACCAAGCUUCCUGAACCGCCCCGGUUCAGACACUGCGUCUGUCUCCUCAACAACAACCUUUAUGUCCUGGGAGGACGCAAGUACUACGGAGCACUGGAUAUCCUUAAGUCUGCCUUGAGGUUUGACCUGUCUCAGUGUAAAUGGGAACGACUACCUGACAUGCUGUGUCAAAGGGACAACUUUUCUGCUGUGUGUCUGGAAGGUAAGAUCUUUGCUCUGGGUGGUAACUGUGACGACAGCCAAUACCUGGAUGCUGUGGAGUACUACACUCCUGAGGAGAACACCUGGAGGCGGGCGCACUCUCUGGACACAGCAGUGUGCAGCCACGCUGCAGCUGUUCUGGAUGGACAGAUCUAUAUUUCUGGAGGCUGUGACCCCCAUCAACACUGUCUUUCCUCUAUGUGCCACUACCAUCCUUCCCGUGGCUGUUCACCCAGAGCCCCCAUGACUGUGGGAACGGGUCGUGCCGGCCAUAUCAUGUUAGCCUUGGGGAGGGGGUUAGUGGUAGCUGGAGGGCUGCAGCCGCUCUGGAUGGGCUUCGGAGACCAACUCUUCUGUGAGCUGUACAACACCACGCAUGACUCCUGGUCAUCCAUCCCCGCCCUGCCUCGCCCUCAUCUGUCACCAGGAGCAACUGUGCUUGGUGGACGGUUAUAUGUGGUGGGAGGGUCUUCAGCAAACACAGAUACAUCAAGGGAUAAUAAGGGGGUGCAUCGCUAUGAUCCCAUGGAGGGGUGCUGGGAAAACUUGGGGUCUAUGCCACACCCAUAUACAAAUCUGGCAGUUUGUUCCAUGCCAUUUCCAGAGUCUUUCAUUUAAGCACUGGUUGAUUUUGUUUCUGGCUCAGGUAAACCCAAGGAGCUUUAAUAUAUGUAAUUCUGUUGAAGCAACUCUAAUAUAUAGCUAGGUACAGUAGGUGCUACAGGACAACCAGGCCCUAUUAUAUUUACAUCAGAGACACAUGAUGUCAUCAGAAAUGCAAUACAAACUUUGAGUUUGAAAGAUGUGGGCAGGAAGGCUGGGAUGGUCGGUUACAGUUGGUUGCAUUAUGGGAAAUGUAGGAUGCAGUGUUUUUGGAGUUUGACCCAUACUAGACACUAAAAGUCAGGGUAAUUUUGACCAUGAUUUCCAUGUGUCUCUUGUGGGUCUCCCUACAUUAAAAUAAUGCUGGGCUGCCCCUGUAAACAAUAAUUGGGCUAGGUUAGGCUAAUUUUGUGUGUGUGAGUUUGUAUAUAUUUUAAAUUGUGUUUAUUUUGUGUUCUGAAUAAUUCAUUCUUGCUGUACUGGUCAAAUGUAAAAUUAGGUCAAAGCUAUCUAAAUGUGAACACCAGCAGAGCCCAAUUAGGUACAAAGGGAGAUGUUGAAUGAGACCUUGACCUGGUUAAAUAAUAUGUGGUGGCCAUGUACGCCCCAAAGCAGCAACCAACGUCAAAUGACAUUUAUGUAAAUUCAACUCUCCAAUACUUCAGUCAACCACAGCAAUCCAAAAUGACGCUCAAUGAGUUCGCACAAGCCACAACAAUGGGUCUUCUGAUUUUCACAACAGUUUUGUCCUAUUUAUCUAUUCACAAACAGCUUCCUGUCAUCAGUUGACUAAAGUUAGAACUGUGUGUGUGUGUGUGUGUGUGUGUGUGUGUGUGUGUGUGUGUGUGUGUGUG
Sander lucioperca (pikeperch) is the source of this 3029-nucleotide messenger RNA. RefSeq names its product kelch-like protein 33. The coding region runs from base 1 to 2190 and encodes 729 amino acids. Gene Ontology annotation, molecular function: protein binding. NCBI's taxonomy places the organism in Eukaryota, Metazoa, Chordata, Actinopteri, Perciformes, Percidae. The record is from RefSeq and is a predicted model, not a curated record. The transcript is spliced from 6 exons.